GAACAACCUAGGGGAGUUGUACACGCAAGGCCAAAAAGACUAUCAUUACCCGCAGCUACCUGCGGACUCCUAGAAUCCUGCUUAUAUAGACAUGUAUACACGGGAGCAGGUGGUAUCUUACCACUUAGAUCAUCCUUUAGGAUAGUAAUCUAUGAC
This is a messenger RNA of Aspergillus piperis CBS 112811, 156 nucleotides long. RefSeq lists its product as uncharacterized. Lineage: Eukaryota; Fungi; Ascomycota; Eurotiomycetes; Eurotiales; Aspergillaceae. The transcript has a single exon. The record is from RefSeq and is a predicted model, not a curated record. The annotation marks the transcript as partial.